AUGAAAUCAUCAUCAAACGCCACAUUACCGACGUCGUCCUCCAUUGAGGAAACAUUAAAGAUGAUUGAGGAAAGAACAUCCCAAAUGAAUUUGGAAAUUCGGAGACAUUUUGAUAGAAGUAAAAGUAGUAGCAACAUUGAUACAAAACUCACAAGUAAUGAUCCGCAUCAGCAACAAUCAUCUUCUCCUAUUUUGACUAGGAAUAGAGGACAAAGCUAUAGCUCACCAAAGGGAAAUCAAAUUGAAGACAUUUCUAUGGUUUUUAAUGCAAUACGAGCAAAAAGAAAGACCAUUGAGAAAAGUCCAUAUACGGCAGCAACAAGUAGCAAUUCUGUUGAUUCUGGUACAUUACUUCCAGAAUUUUACUCUACGGCUAUGCGAAAGCCACUGUCUAUGAACAAUUUUUGCGCUUCACCCUUUUCAAAACAAGCUACACCACUUCAAAAUAUGAAAAGCGUUCUCAAUGGCUCGCAUCAACAUUCGGAUGUUAUUCCGACAACAACGGUUAACAAUUACAACUUGUGUAGAGAAGAUGAAGACAUUUCUGAAUGUAAUUCUGAUCGAUCAAGCACAAGCGGUUGUAGCCUGAGUUCUCAAAACAACGUUGUAGAAUUACAAGCAAAAGUUGAUGCUUUAACAACAGCCUUAACAAAAGCUAACAAUAAUCUUGAAGACUUCCAAAUAGGACUAGAAACAUCCAUUCAAAAACAAAAUGAGUUAAAAAAUUAUUAUCAAAGCUUUCUUAAGAAUAUGACCAAACAACAUACUCAAAAAAUUGAGGAUUUACAAGAAAGAAUACAUCAUCUUGAGAAAGAAAAUCAAUCUCUUAAGGAGCAAUUGAAAAUGUCAAAGGGAGACACUAAUUCGCGACCUGCAAUAGCAAACACAUCUAGAGAGCCUUCAUUGACCCAAGAUGCUGUUUUCAAAGUUUCUAAAAAAGCCCAUCAGAUAUGCACAAGUACCAGGAAAGAAUUGCAUGACUUAAAAACAUUUGUACUCUCAGAAUUGAAUCCUUUCAAGGAAGUUUCAAAAUUUUCCCAAGAUGUGAUUUCCAAAACACUCACAAUUUUUGACACAUCCACCAUUUCUGAACACUAUAAGAACAAAUUUGCAGAGCUUGAAGAAAGACAUCAAAAGUUAAGCCAACUGCUCCUUCAAGAAAUUAACUCUCGAAAACGGCUGCAAAAUGAUUUAAUAGAAGAACGUGGAAAUAUACGUGUUUGCUGCCGUAUACGCCCUGAAUGGUCGUUUCCUGCUGAAAGCAACAAAUUCAUUCAUUCAUUCUUUCAUAGAAGUUGUAUUGUACAUGAGAAAACGACUGAUACCGUAAUCACAAUCAACAGAAAAGGACGAAUUCGAACCUUUGAGUUGGAUCAAGUGUAUGGCACCUCUUCUACUCAAGAGCUCAUUUUCUCAGACUUGAAACCUCUUGUUCACUCCUCAUUCGAUGGAUAUAAUGUAUGUAUGAUGAUGUAUGGCGAAACAGGAAGUGGAAAGAGUUUUACCAUGAACGGAACAUCAAAUCAACUUGGCAUUAUUCCAAGAACCAUUACAGAAUUUUUUCACAUUAUUGACAUGCAUCGAUGUUUUUGUGAGGUAAAAUUGAGACUAAGUAUUGUAGAAAUUUAUAACAACGAUGUACGAGAUAUGUUAUCGUCGAAUGCCUCCACAGAAAAAGAGACGUACAGUCCUGAGCUAAAAUAUUGUCCUGUGCAAGAUGAGCAACAUUUACGCCAACUUAUCAAAGAAUGUAUUUCAAAACGAUCUGAAGGAAAGACUUUAAUGAAUGCCAACAGUAGUCGAUCACACUUCAUAGUGUCUAUUGAGAUUGAAAAGAAACUGUUCUCUCCGACAACUGAAAAACUCACUCAACAUCCAACAGAUUUAUUCCUCAACAAGCCAGGGGAAACAACCAACGAAAGAACUCGUCAGAAUAGUAUCGCACAACAACAAAUCAUGACACAGCCUUUGAACACAAAAUCAGUGUUGAGAUUUGUUGAUUUAGCUGGUUCUGAAAAUGUAGAAAUGAGUGGUGUGCAUGUCCACUCUGAACAGUUUGCAGAAACAUCGCAUGUGAACAAGAGCUUGUCCGCUGUUCAGGACGUUGUUGUGGCGCUUGCUCAAAAACAACGCCACAUUCCAUACAGAAACUCAAAACUCACACAAGUUCUUCGAGAUUCUCUAGAGGGAGACAGUAAGGUACUAAUCAUGGUGACCGUUUCUCCUCAAGACAAGUUCGGUGCUGAGACAAUCCAUGCACUUUCGUUUGCAGAGAAAGUGAAGCAGAUUAAACGAAAAAAGGCAACAAGACAAGCUGUCGUGAACUGA
Messenger RNA from Naegleria fowleri, 2328 nucleotides. RefSeq lists its product as uncharacterized. Bases 1 to 2328 code for a protein of 775 amino acids. The transcript has a single exon. Lineage: Eukaryota; Heterolobosea; Eutetramitea; Acrasida; Naegleriidae. The record is from RefSeq and is a predicted model, not a curated record. Gene Ontology annotation, biological process: microtubule-based movement. Gene Ontology annotation, molecular function: microtubule binding; ATP binding; microtubule motor activity.